Messenger RNA from Calypte anna (Anna's hummingbird), 1116 nucleotides. It is a transcript of the gene ACTL7B, whose product is annotated as actin like 7B. Gene Ontology annotation, cellular component: cytoplasm; nucleus. Bases 1 to 1116 code for a protein of 371 amino acids. The record is from RefSeq and is a predicted model, not a curated record. NCBI's taxonomy places the organism in Eukaryota, Metazoa, Chordata, Aves, Apodiformes, Trochilidae. The transcript has a single exon.
AUGGGUAGCCUCAGGGCCAUGAAAAAAUCUGAAGCCGUGGUUGUAGACAUUGGCACAGGUUACUUCAAGUGUGGCUUUGCAGGGGAGAUGCAGCCCUCCUAUGUUGUUUCACCUACAGCUCCUAAGCCCAUGCAUGAAACUGGGAGCCAUCAAAAAGAAACUUUUGUUGGGAGAGAGCUUCAGAACAGAUGGUCAGCACCUACCAGCCCAGUAAGACAUGGCAUAGUGGUGGACUGGAAUUGUGUCCAAGAUACUUUGGAGUGCAUUUUCCACACUCAGAUGAAGAUUCAGCCAGAAGACCAUGCUGUUCUGGUGUCAGUGCCUCCUCUGUGUUCCAUUGCUGACAAGGAGAGAUACGCUGAGAUGAUGUUUGAGGGACUUCACGUGCCUGUCCUCUACCUUGCCUACCAGUCCCACUUAUCCAUGUACUCUUAUGGAAAAACCUCAGCUUUUGUGGUAGAAAGUGGCCACGGUGUUUCACACGUUGUUCCCAUCUAUGAAGGUUAUAUCAUAUGUAGCCUUGCUAGGAGAGUGGAUUAUGCUGGCUUGGACAUCACACGUUAUCUCAUGAAAUUGGUAAAUGAGUCUGGAAAUGUUUUUACAGAACACCAGCUGAACAUCGUGCAAGAUCUCAAAGAGAACUGCUGUUACACUUCUCUGGACCUGAGACAGGAUUUGAAUUUACCUGGUGAUAGACAACAAAUGGAUUACAGGCUGCCAGAUGGACACCUCCUCACUCUAGGCAAGGAGAGAUUCCUUUGUGCUGAAGCACUCUUCCACCCAGCCUUACUUGGGUCACAGCAGUCAGGGCUUUUGGAGCUAACAGCCACCUGUCUCAGGAACUGCCACCAUAACCUCCCCAAAAAAAUAGCAGGAAACAUCCUGCUCUGUGGGGGGAGCACUAUGAUGAAGGGCUUUGCUGAACGCUUCCAGAUGGAACUGGCCAGGUUAUGCCCCAGUGACAACCUUACCAUAUUCGCUUCCCCUCAAAGAAAGUUUUCUGUCUGGACUGGUGGGUCUAUUCUGGCAUCACUCCACUCUUUCCAGGAGCUCUGGGUUUCCAGGAGUGAAUAUGAAGAAGGUGGUCCUUCCUGCAUUCUUAGGAAGUGCUUCUGA